Messenger RNA from Aethina tumida (small hive beetle), 1543 nucleotides. Its product is annotated as ras-related and estrogen-regulated growth inhibitor-like. Gene Ontology annotation, molecular function: GTPase activity; GTP binding. The record is from RefSeq and is a predicted model, not a curated record. Bases 289 to 924 code for a protein of 211 amino acids. NCBI's taxonomy places the organism in Eukaryota, Metazoa, Arthropoda, Insecta, Coleoptera, Nitidulidae. The transcript has 5 exons.
GGCAAGGGAGAGAGGCGCACCAUCUCACGUGAGCGUCUCGCACGCCAGAUCGGACAUUGGUACUCCGGUGCUCUGGGUACUUAGACCUGGAACCGCGGCUCCUCUGAUCAGUCGCCAGCAAGUCGGCACGCGAAAAAGGCAUCUUCCGAGUGCACACACAUACCUACCGAUCGAUGCUUCAUUGCUGAUGUGUUGGGUGCGAUCGGCCGCCACGACUUUUGUGAUGGUUCUGUGUUGAUUGUGGACGUUUAUUCAUUAUUAUUAUUAUUAUUGCCAUUUUUGAACGUCAUGACCAAUGUCAACAGGAUUCGGGUUGUCGUGCUGGGCAGCUCGCGCGUCGGGAAAUCAGCUGUAACCGUGAGGUAUCUCACCAAAAGAUACAUAGGAGAAUACAGUUCAACUAGUGAUUUUUUGUACCGUCACAACGUGACCUUCGACAACGUGACGACCGAAGUGGAGAUUCUGGACACGUCGAAAUGUGCGAAAAACGGCUGCCUGUACGAGCACAUCCGAUGGGGCGAAGCCUUCGUAAUUGUCUACUCCGUCGUGGACAGGCACAGCUUCCAUGAGGCCCAAGAGAUUUUAGGUCAACUAGUCAAAUUGAAAUUACCAUCCUACUACACCAGUCUACUUCUAGGCAACAAAAGAGACUUGGACCAUUCAAGACAAAUCUGCGUGGACGACGGGCAGGAGCUGUCCCUGCAGUACAGCUGUCAGUUCUACGAGGUGAGCGCGGCCGAAAACUUCGCCGGGGUUUCCCUCGCCUUCCAGUCGCUGCUGCGGGAGGCCAGGUCGGUCCAGCUGCUCAAGGCGUUGCCCAUCAGACGGAAGCUGGGCGUCAACAGUGUGUCGAAAGUUUUAGGCAACAUCUUCGGCAAGAACUCGAAGGGCGACCGGAAGAAACGGCCCUCGUUAAGCAUUUAAUUUAAUGUGUAUUAUAAUUUAAAUGUUCCUUAAUUUAUUAGCUGAUUGGUCGCAAUGUUUUUUGAGGUUUUAUUGAUGUUGAUGUUUUCUUAGCCAUUGAAAAGACUGAAAUUUAUUUUUCACAUUUAUAGUAAUUUUUAUAACGAAAUUAUGUAAAUAAUAAGUAGCAGAAAAGCAAUUUUGAUACUAUGUAUUGUCUGAAUUAUUUAUUACAUGCUCUAACACUGCCAUCUGUGAGAUAAUAGCUGAUACAAUCAAUUAAAUGUUUCUAUAAUGAUUUCAUCUUACAAUUAUCGAAACUACACUUGAAUUUCUUCACUGACUGACUCAAAUGUAGUUAAAAGACCUUUCGAAAUGUGUAACUAAAUAAUGUUUACCUAUUAUAUUUUUAAUUUAACUUAUUUUGAAAUACACUUAUUUGUUUUUCUUCUAUAAAUGGUCAGCAAUUAAAAAAUACAUUCAAAUAGAAAAUCCCCGAGGCGAAAUUAAAACAUGAAUACAACAUAGAAAUUUAAUUGUGAUAAUGUGUUUUUCAGCACUAUAUUUGUGAAAAUAAAAAUGAAUUUGUUACAAAAUAGCAUAAAUCCAUUUAAUUUUUAUAUUAUUGUAAAUAGUAAUA